Molecule: messenger RNA, 1860 nt
Organism: Echinococcus granulosus
Lineage: Eukaryota; Metazoa; Platyhelminthes; Cestoda; Cyclophyllidea; Taeniidae
Product: Cytosolic purine 5'-nucleotidase
Exons: 18
Coding region: 1-1860 (619 amino acids)
Molecular function (GO): 5'-nucleotidase activity
Source: RefSeq, a predicted model, not a curated record
AUGGUUUUGUAUCAUUCUGAAAUGAUGAAUCGAUCUGAAGCACAUGGUGAACGGCCAACCUUGGGUUACAAACGUGAUACGAAAUUGAGGAUUUUCGUAAACAGAAGUCUCCGUCUCGAUUCAAUCAGAUUUUUUGGUUUCGACAUGGACUACACUCUUGCUCAAUACAAGUCUCCCUACUACGAGGAACUUGCCUUUCAAAUUUUGCGUGAUCGUUUGGUUGGGAUUGGCUAUCCACAGGAGCUUGCUUCUUUUAACUAUGAGCCUUCUUUUCCAGUCCGUGGACUUUGGUUCGAUACAUUAUACGGGACCCUACUAAAAUUGGACCAGUUUGGAAACGUUUUGGUUUGUCUUCGAGGUUUCAACGUCAUUCCACCGAGUGAGAUUGUUACGAUGUAUCCAAACAAGUUUUUGAAGUAUGACGAGUCGAGGAUUAUUAUAAUGAACACGCUCUUCGAUCUGCCGAAACUCUAUCUUCUCUCCUGCGUAAUUCACAUGUUUCACAACGAUCCCAAGUAUACGAAACUGGAGCAUGGAGUAAAACUCGCUUCCAUCUACAUGUCUUACCAUUCCAUCUACGAUGACGUAGACACUGUGGUUAAUUGGAUGCAUCAGGGAGAACUGAAGAAAAAGACUAUGAAAAAUUUAGAUAAAUACGUGGAGAAAAAUCGGGAUUUACCCCUUCUGUUAGAAAAGUUACGUAGCAGAGGCGGAAAGGUUUUCCUCCUUACCAACAGCGAUUUUGCAUACUCCCAGGCGAUAAUGAAGUACCUCCUUGAGGAGCCGUGUGAAGCGGGUGAAGUGCGCCCGUGGACGUCUUACUUCGAUUUCAUUCUCACCGACGCUCGGAAGCCUCUCUUCUUCGAUGAGGGCACCAUUCUCAGAGCUGUGGAUGAGGAAACCGGGCGUCUCUCGAUCGGGCAUCACAUUGGACCGUUGCAAUCGGGAAAGAUCUACUCGGGAGGCUCAUGCGAAGUGUUCACGCAGUUGAUUGGCGCUCGAGGCAAAGAUGUUCUCUACACCGGGGACCACCUUUUUGGUGAUAUUCUGCGAUCCAAGAAGAAGGUUGGCUGGCGCACAUUCCUCGUCAUUCCAGAGCUGACCAACGAGAUCUACGUGUGGAAGAAGAAAAAGGAGCUCUUCGACCGUCUGCAAUACCUCGACAAUAAACUGGCUGACACCUACAAGGACAUGAAUAUUGAGACUUGUGAGCAGCCAGAUGUGGACAAUUUGCGAAGGGAGAUUCGAGCAGUUGCACAAGAGAUGGAACGCUCCUACGGCUUGCUGGGAAGCAUCUUUCGAAGUGGCUCCCGGCACACCUUCUUCUCAUCGCAGGCAAUGCGUUAUGCCGACAUCUACUCCUUCAGCUGUUUCAACCUCCUUCACUAUCCACUAUGCUACAUGUUCCGCGCGCCCACAAUGCUGAUGCCCCACGAGUCCACCGUCCCGCAUUCCGAUUCACCCAUCGGCUCAUUCGCUGAUCUUGAUGAGACGCCUUGUGGGCUUAGAAGACGCUCCUACGCAAUUCCCCCAACCGGUUCCGCGUUCGUUCGUCCCGAGGAGUCGUUGAAGUCGAAGGGUAUUGUGAACAGCAAUCUUGUGGAGGCGGAGAAAGAGGGUGCCGAACCUCUGGUCGAUACCGCCGAGGAAUUUCACCAUUGUUUCGCCGUGAUACUCACUCCGACACCUCGUCAACGUCGAUCUUCCACAAUAGGCUGCUCCGAUUUUCUAGAUGUGCUGCUGACGACAACUGAUUUCGUGGGCAUCUGCCUCACCGAUUCCCCCAGCAUUUUGUGCCUACCUCGUGGGCUCUGUCGGCGCUCUAGUAACGUAAUGCUUUCCCUCCCCAUCCGCUCUUGA